Molecule: messenger RNA, 1222 nt
Organism: Malania oleifera
Lineage: Eukaryota; Viridiplantae; Streptophyta; Magnoliopsida; Santalales; Ximeniaceae
Product: plasma membrane-associated cation-binding protein 1
Exons: 4
Coding region: 434-1009 (191 amino acids)
Cellular component (GO): plasma membrane
Source: RefSeq, a predicted model, not a curated record
GUUUUCCAGCUGUCAGAAGCCCAGCCCCCACGCCGGCUGGCUAUUUUUAUUCAAUUUGCACAUCCACCCCUUGGAUUCUGCAUAUUUCUCAAUCGCCUCCUAGUUAUCUGUCUCUCCAUUCCGGAGGAUGACGAUAGUACCCCCCGCAGGAAGUACGUCGAUCUCCCUUAGAUUCGUCGACGGCGAAGGGUAAUGAGGUCAUUUCGGCCGCCGGGUUGCCGCUGUGAAUGAAUGAGUGCAAGCGGGUAUUUUUGUAGUAUAGCCGCAACACAAAGGGUUAAGUGUUUGGCUGAGUAUCUCUAUAUGUUUUGGCGUACGUAGGCUUUGCCAUCCCUGCACCCUUGCCUUCCCUUCCCUUACCUUCGGUACUACUUGCAGUUUCUCUUCAUCAGCUUUUAUUCUUUAAUCCGUGGAGGCUUGAUUAUACUUGAAAAUGGAUUACUGGAAAUCCAAGGUUCUUCCCAAAAUCAAGAAGUUUUUUGAUAAGAACGGUUCUAAGAAGGCUGCUGCUUCUGAAGCUUGCAAGUCCUUCGAUGAUUCUAAGGAGGAGAUCAACAAGGAAUUUGAAGAGAAGAAGACUGAGCUUCAACCAAAAGUCAUUGAAAUCUAUGAAGCUUCAUCAGUUGAAAUAAAGAGCUUGGUGAAGGAGAGGAAGCAAGCAGGAAUCAAGAAGCACUCCUCUGCAGUUCAAAAGUUCUUAGAGGAGCUUACUAAAAUCGGGUUUCCGGGAUCAAAACCAGCGAGCGAAGCGUCUUCAAAAUACGGGCCGGCGUCGGUUUCGGGCCCCGUUUCCUUUGUGUUCGAGAAGGUCUCAACUUUCAUAGUGGAGCCACCUCCGGCCACGGCGGCGGCGGCGGCGGCCGGAGAAGAAACAACUGGCAAGAAAGAGGCCACGACGGCGGAGGAGAUCGUUGCCGGGGAAGGGAAAGAGAAAGAGCCUGAGAAGACGGAAGCAGCAGUGGCGGAGGAAUUGGCAAAAGCAGAUGAGACUGAACCUCCGAAGCCUUGACCUGAAGGGGAACUAUUGAUCACCAGCGAAACCUUCUGUGUAAAAAAAGUAUGAAAGAAAACGAUGAUUUGCCAUUAAUUCUUUAUUUAAUAUGUGUAUUUUAUGCUUGUAAUCUCCUAGCUAGGAUUUGUUCUUUGAUUUUCAGAACUUGCGCUGUCAUGUAGUGAAAGCCUUGUGAAAUUUGUUACGUUUACUGCUCUGGGUUUGAUUUUA